Labrus bergylta (ballan wrasse) is the source of this 2113-nucleotide messenger RNA. It is a transcript of the gene arf1, whose product is annotated as ADP-ribosylation factor 1. The record is from RefSeq and is a predicted model, not a curated record. Lineage: Eukaryota; Metazoa; Chordata; Actinopteri; Labriformes; Labridae. Gene Ontology annotation, cellular component: plasma membrane; cytoplasm. Gene Ontology annotation, molecular function: GTP binding; GTPase activity. Gene Ontology annotation, biological process: vesicle-mediated transport; intracellular protein transport.
CGGAAGUGUUGACAGUCCUGGACCCCUGACGUGUCAAAUCGCCAUUUUUACAUCCUGAGGAAGGAAACGCCUUGGAGAAAGAAGGAAAAUAUCAACUUUGGUUUUUUGAUUUUUCUAAACCUAAAGUAGGUUACCAUCACGAGCUGCCAUGGGGAACUUUUUCGCAAUGCUCUUCAAUAUUAAGAAGGACAUGAGGAUCCUCAUGGUGGGUUUGGAUGCCGCUGGAAAGACAACAAUUUUGUACAAGCUUAAACUAGGAGAGAUUGUGACUACGAUUCCCACGAUAGGUUUUAAUGUUGAGACAGUAGAGUACAAGAACAUCAGUUUCACUGUAUGGGAUGUCGGCGGGCAAGACAAAAUCCGACCGCUUUGGCGUCACUACUUCCAGAACACACAAGGUCUCAUCUUUGUUGUGGACAGCAACGACAGAGAGCGAAUUGCUGAGGCUCGUGAAGAGCUCAUGAGAAUGUUGGCAGAGGAUGAGCUCCGUGAUGCUGUGCUAUUAGUAUUUGCCAACAAACAGGACCUUCCGAAUGCCAUGAAUGCAGCAGAACUCACAGACAAGAUGGGGCUUCACUCCCUACGUGACAAAAACUGGUACAUCCAGGCAACCUGUGCCACCAGCGGGCAGGGCCUCUACGAAGGACUGGACUGGUUGUCUAGUCAGCUCAAGAACCGUUAAUAUCACCUGCUAUCCAAAACUAGUCCACUCCAGACCCUGGUCUGUCCUCUUAGUUGCGUGCUCCAGAGGUACUUCACCAACAAAUAUGGCAAAGGAGGGGUUGAUUUAUUCUUGUAAAGAUAAAGAUUUUUUUUUAUUAUUAUUGAAAUGUAAAUAUAAGUAUAUUUGGUAAUUUAGUAGCUUGUUACACCCUCUCAAAUCAUACAGUUUAUGUCUCUUUCUUCAGCCGUAUGUGCUUUGAAAAUGAAAAUGGAGGACAGGAAUUAGAAUUUACUAACCAUUUUUUAUAAUGCAGGGCUUAUUGGUGUAUAAAAAACAAACUUUAGCCGUUUUCACAGAUGCACUCCGGAUAAUAUCUAGAUAAUUACAGGAGGACUUCUCCGGAGAUUCUCCCACCCUAGCUGUUCACGCUUCUCACAGCGGGGGACUAUCCCUGUCAGAGGGGAGGGGGGAUCAGGCGAAAAAUGCAGCUGUUUGCAUUCACAUAUAGCCUAAAGCCCCUCCGGGUAGCCUAAUCUCCGGAGUUUUUCAGGAGAUUUCCAUAUGUGUGAAAAUGGUGAGCACUGAUGCACUGCUUGCUUCUACUGUAGUUACUUUAAACAGUGAGUACAUUUUCUAGCUCACCAAAUUACCAUUAAGUAAACACUGGUUUGAACUCUUUUUUUUUUUCUUCCAUUCUUAAGUAAAUCUGUCUACUGUCCUCGAACACUUACCAGCCUUUGUCGUACAGUAUGUUUGCCUUUAUGGAGAUAUGCUGCAAUAAUCUCAUGUCUACCUGCUUUAUGGGUGUUUUAAAGGUAGUCUGCUGAGUCAGCAUUGGACUUUUAUAUUUGACAAGACUCAGGAUUAUCAGAUGUUGCCUUUGUAAUACACUUGUUGGAAUGAUGUGGUCUUUAAGGAAAUGCAUAUCAACAUGGUGUUUACAUCAUUAGGCUGCACUGAAACCACUACUCUACUGAGAACUCACUUCAACACUCCCCAUUAUGUAGCUUGUGUCAGGUUGUUUAGCCUUAACACUACAAUGACCAUAUUGUCUUUGCCAAAGGCUUUAACUAACAGAUUAUGCAUUGUGUCAUUGAAAAGUUUAAAGCUGUUUUUUUAUUUUUUUUUAUCGUAAUACAAACAAAAUGUCAUCUAAGUGUUAAAUAUGGUGUCAGUUUCUUCCUGUGCCGCUCAUGUCCUUUGGGUCAACAGGGGGACACACAGUUGCCUUCUCAUACAAACCACGUGAUGUCAUUUAUUUACAAACAAGGUAUGGGUGUGUGUGUUUGUUUUUUUUACCGCUCUGAAGAUGUCUUGGGGAUGCAUUUAACAAUGUUCUAAACUGCCUUAAUAUUUGAAAACUAUGUUAAUCUCAAAUGUUUGUUUUCUAUUUAAAGUUUUUUUUUCAAGGGAAAAUCACUAAUUAAAAUAUCGGGAUGAAAAAAUGUU